Molecule: messenger RNA, 4168 nt
Organism: Puntigrus tetrazona (Sumatra barb)
Lineage: Eukaryota; Metazoa; Chordata; Actinopteri; Cypriniformes; Cyprinidae
Gene: sec24a
Product: SEC24 homolog A, COPII coat complex component
Exons: 22
Coding region: 155-3217 (1020 amino acids)
Biological process (GO): endoplasmic reticulum to Golgi vesicle-mediated transport; intracellular protein transport; COPII-coated vesicle cargo loading
Cellular component (GO): COPII vesicle coat; endoplasmic reticulum exit site
Molecular function (GO): SNARE binding; zinc ion binding
Source: RefSeq, a predicted model, not a curated record
ACGUGUACCAAGUGCGCAUGCGCGCUGCCCGUGCUCAGCUCGACUUCCGCUGAAAGGAAGGCGCUGUUUAUCACCGCGACGCUCGGCAGCGCGAGAUAGAGAAUGACCGCAGCCGCGGGCCUGUGAGACGCUCGCUGACCGAUCCGACCUCAGCAUGUCCAGCGGCGGCUUCGCGUCACAGAACGGCGCCGGAGGCCCGUACUCGAACGGUCCGUCGCAGAGCCCCGUCGGUGUUUUUUCAUCUAAUCAGGGCUUCAUGGCUCCUCCGCAGCCAGGCUACAUCAACACGGUCCCGAGCAAAGGCCCGCCGCAGCCCCAGAGCCAUCCCAUCAUGCACCGCAGCACACCGCCGCUCUUCCAGCCGCUCGCUAACUCUGUGAACCACGCUCCUCCUGUGAUGAAUGUUAUGGCUCCUCCUCUUCCUCCUCCCGCAGCCGUGAGAGGAACUCCUCCUCUUCCUCCUCCCGCACACAGCGAUGGAGUGUUUCCUGCUCGCCCCGGACAGAUGCCCCGGCCUCUGACCAGCUCAUACCCCUCACUACAGCCGGCCUAUCAGAGCGCGUCCAGUGCGCAGACGCCUCCUCCUGCGCAGACGCAGCUCUACACGCCUCCUCCUGCACAGACGCAGCUCUACUCACAGACGCCGCCUCCUGCGCAGACGCAGCUCUAUCCACAGAUGCAGACGGCUCCUGCGCAGACGCAGCUUUACUCACAGACUCCUCCUCCUGCGCAGACACAGCUCUAUCCUCAGACACAGCUCUACCCGCAGACGCAGACAGCUUCAGCGCAGACACAGCUCUACCCGCAGACGCAGACAGCUUCAGCGCAGACACAGCUCUACCCGCAGACGCAGACAGCUUCAGCGCAGACACAGCUCUAUCCACAGACUCAGACGCAGCUCUACUCGCAGCCGUCUGCGGCGCAGCUGAGCCCUUCGUUAGCGUCGUUAAGCCUGCAGUCUCAGCCUCCGGAGUCUCUGAGGGUCGUUAAUCUGCUGCAGGAGCGCAGCCUCCUUCCUCCGGGCUCUGUCCCACCACCGGUGCCCUGUCUGCCCCACGACCUGCAGAAGAUGAACUGCAGCCCCGAGGUGUUUCGCUGUACUCUUACCAGCAUCCCUCAGACACAGGCUCUGCUGAACAAGGCCAAGCUUCCCCUCGGUCUGCUGCUGCACCCUUUCAAAGAUCUCUCCCAACUGCCUGUAGUGACGUCCAGUAAUAUUGUGCGCUGCCGCUCCUGUCGGACGUACAUCAACCCGUUUGUGACCUUCGUGGAUGCUAGGAGAUGGAAGUGCAACCUGUGUCACCGAGUCAAUGAUGUUCCAGAGGAGUUCAUGUAUAACCCGGUCAGCAGAUCGUACGGAGCGCCUCACAAAAGACCUGAGGUGCAGAACGCCACCAUCGAGUUCAUCGCCCCGUCAGAAUACAUGCUCAGACCUCCGCAGCCCGCUGCUUACCUCUUCCUCCUGGAUGUGUCUCAUAAUGCUCUGGAGACUGGUUAUCUGGAUGUGGUCUGUCAGACGCUCCUGGACAACCUGGACUCGCUUCCUGGAGAUGCUCGGACGAAGAUCGGCUUCAUCACCUUUGACAGCACCAUCCAUUUCUACAACCUCCAAGAAGGCCUGUCCCAGCCUCAGAUGCUCGUGGUGUCAGACAUCGACGAUGUGUUCUUACCGACGCCGGACAGCCUUCUGGUCAACCUGAGCGAAUGUAAAGAGUUGGUGCAGGAUCUUCUGGCGAGUCUGCCGCAGAUGUUCAGCAGGACGAUGGAGACUCAGUCUGCUCUGGGUCCAGCGUUGCAGGCCGCCUUCAAGCUUCUGUCUCCCACCGGAGGACGCAUGUCUGUGUUCCAGACUCAGCUCCCGACCGUCGGCAUCGGCUCGCUCAAACCCCGAGAAGAGCCCAGCCAGAAAGCCAACGCCAAGGAUGUGCAGCAUCUGAGUCCUGCGACAGACUUCUAUAAGAAGCUGGCUCUGGACUGCUCCGGUCAUCACGUGGCCGUGGAUCUGUUCCUGCUCAGCGCUCAGUACUCCGAUCUGUCCUCUCUGGGCUGUAUAUCCAGAUACUCUGCGGGGAGCGUCUAUUUCUACCCUUCGUACCACAAGCAGCACAACCCGCCUCAGACAGAGCGUCUCCAGAAAGAUCUGAAGAGGUACUUGACCCGCAAGAUCGGCUUCGAGGCCGUCAUGAGGAUACGCUGCACUAAAGGUCUGUCCAUACACACCUUCCACGGGAACUUCUUUGUGCGCUCCACUGACCUGCUGUCUCUGGCCAACGUGAACCCUGACGCCGGCUUCGCUGUGCAGAUGAGCAUCGAGGAGAACCUGCUGGACUUGCAGACCGUGUCCUUCCAGGCCGCGCUGCUCUACACCUCCAGCAAAGGAGAGCGGCGGAUCCGUGUGCACACGCUGUGUCUGCCCGUGGUCAGUUCUCUGUCGGACAUCUUCGCUGGAGCAGAUGUCCAGGCCAUCACGGCUCUUCUGGCCAGCAUGGCCGUGGAUCGCUGUGUGACGGCGAGUCUGAGUGAUGCUCGGGACGCUCUGAUCAAUGCUGCGAUCGACACGCUGGCGUCGUACCGCUCCUCAGUCCUGACCGUCCCUCAGCCCGGCCUGCUGACCCCUGCCUGCCUGCGCCUGCUGCCGCUCUACAUCCUGGCCCUGCUCAAACAUAAAGCCUUCCGGGCGAUCAGCGGCCGGCUGGACGAGCGAGUCUUCUCCAUGUGUCAGCUGAAGCAGCAGCCGCUGGCCUUCCUCCUGAUGAUGGUUCAUCCGGGCCUGUACCGCGUCGACCAGCUCACGGACGAGGGCGCUCUGAACAUCAACGACCGUACGAUUCCUCAACCCAGAGCUCAACAGCUGAGCGUGGAGAAACUGAGCAGAGACGCAGCCUUCCUCAUGGACUGUGGCACUGUCAUGUAUCUGUGGCUGGGAAGAAACUGCAGCCCGGAGUUCCUCACACAAGUCCUGGGAGUGGACGGCUACGCUGACGUUCCUCUCAACAUGAUCCAGCUUCCAGAGCUGGACACGGCUCAAUCUUCACGACUGCGAGCGUUCAUCGACUGGCUGAGAGAACGCCGGCCGUUCCACGCCGUCCUGCACGUCAUCAGAGAUGAGUCUCCUCUGAAGGCCGAGUUCAUGCAGAACAUGAUCGAGGAUCUCAGUGAAUCGGCUCUCUCUUACUACGAGUUCCUGCUGCACCUGCAACAGCAGAUCUCCAAGUGAUCCCAUGAUGCCCGGCUGGAGCCCGACACACACCUGCUGUCAAUAAAGUCCCGUCUGAGUCUCAUACAGCUGUUUGAGGAGUGAUGCUUGACACACGGCUGACAUCACGGAGCGCACCUCCUUUAUCAUUUAUUGCCUUUUACUAAAAAACAAAAAUGUAGAAGAUUUUCUUAUAAAUUUCUUACAACCUUUAUAAUUAGCGCUCAUCCGAAUUAGCGCUUUAUAAUUAGUGUGGUCAUUGUCACAAGUAUAUCUGUUCCAUCUUCAGGUUUGUCUGUAUUCGUCAGUCACUGUUUUAAUUGAAGGCAAUGCAGUUAAAUUCAAUAUCUGCCUUAAGUGGGACUCUGAGAAGAAACGCUUGUAUGUGACGUUUGACACGGGCAAAUUCAGACGCUCAACCCUGUGAUCUUAACACAUUAUAGAAACAUGUAUAUUGAUAAACCUAUAUUAUAUUCAAAAGAUUGUUAAUUUUAGUAAAAACAUUAUUCAGAUGAUAAACUGCUUGGGACUUUAAUAUUAUUUUUUCCACAGAGAUUUUUAAGAACUGGUUUAAUCUAUGAAAGCUUUAGGUGAAGUGAUGGGCUACAGAGACACGUGGGAAGAUGACUGUGUGCUUAAAGCUUGAAAUAUAAUCCAAACUACAGAAUAAAUCCAGAGAUUUCUCUGCCACUAAUAGAGAUUUAUGUUGAAUGGCUGGUUGUGAAUGGAGAACUGAUGAACACAAUAAUCUGAGCAAUCUUGAUUCUGUUCGCAGACGUUUCUUGAUUAAUCACAUCCAACAUACAGAGGGAUAUUUUUUUAUAUUUAAAAAAAUCCUUGUUUCCUCUGCAGUUGUUCAGCUCAUUUUAGCACACAUGACAACUGUUUUUUGAGAAAUGAUUUGUAAAUUCUCUGCAAUUUUGUACAUGUGAACUUUCUAAAUGAAGUCAUUAAAGAGGAAAUGUCGUGUGA